GGUGAUAACAGCCAAGCACAUAGGCGAGGCAUUUUGAGAGGAAAAAAAACCUUAUUUUUGUACAGCCACGUUUCUACCGGUUACUGUGACAGCCUUACAGACAGGGACAUUUUUUAUUUUUUUCAUUACAGGUUUAUACCAGCCCUCAUCUGUGGAGGUAAAAUGGAGAGGGACUCUGCAGAGAAGAGCGAGCCGGCUCCACCGAGGAGGAAAAACAUGAAUGGAGAAGACACCUGCGCAGCUAUUUCCACUGAUGUCGCCAGGGCCAGGUGGACUCUACUGAGACAGGUGUUGCGUCAGAAGCAGGCGGACACUCCAGAGGUCAAACAGGUGUCUGUUCGCAGGUUCGCAACGUUUGAUCUUUUCAGUAGGAAAAGGCUUCUGACACACGACUCUAGUGAUACCUCAGAUGACCAGUGGGUGGAAUACAGAAGUGUCUACUUUCCGGAGUACAGUGCCUUGCUCAGGGAUAACCUUGGGCCUAUCAGAGUUAAUGAAGUGCUCAACAGUUUCGACAACACCGGUAAUGUCUGUGUGUGGCCGUCUGAAGAGGUGAUGGCUCACUACUGUCUGCAGAAACGUCACAUGUUCAAGGGUUCAGUGUGUGAGUUAGGAGGAGGUAUGACUUGUCUUGCUGGGCUCAUGGUUGCCAUUUGUGCUGACGUGAGGGAAGUUCUGCUAUCAGAUGGGAACGAGAAGUCCAUUCAGAAUGUUCGAGGGCUGGCCGAAAGAAACAGGCAAGCCGGAAAGUUUGGGUCAACACAAGUAUCUUCCAGGGUGGUGAGGUGGGACUCCGACUCAGACAUUUCGGCACUAGAGGGUCACUUUGACAUUGUCAUGUGUGCAGACUGUUUGUUUCUCGACCAGUACAGAGCCAGCCUGGUUGAUGCUAUAAGGAGAUUACUGCAACCCAACGGCAUGGCGUUGGUGUUUGCUCCACUGCGAGGUGAAACUCUGAGACUGUUCUGUCAACUGGCCCAGCAGGCCGGACUCUGCGCCUCUCAACACCAGCAGUAUGAUGCUCAGGUCUGGGAUGUUCACUUAAAGAUGGUGACGGAGGGAAAAGACGCGUACGAUGAGAACAUCCACUAUCCUCUCCUCAUCACCUUGACCAAAGGACCUCAACCUGUCAGCCACACUCAGUAAACCCGAACAAGUCAGCCCUCAGCUCUACACUCUACAACUCUACAUACUUUUAAAUAUUUGAGCUGGAACGAUGCUACAGAGUCAUGUCACCAAUGUGAACCACAAGUGAUCUAAUUGAGGAGGAAGAAAUUCACUGAAAGAGCAGUAUCAGAAUACAGUAGGUUUAUAUCACAUAUCAAGUGUUAAGUCACUGUGAGCAAACAAACUGUGGUCACAUUAGAGGCAUUUUUCAUAUAGAUACAGUGACCACUGGGAGGAUUUAUUAUCAGAUGAUGCAUGGCUUUGAAAAAUAAUUGAGCGUGCAUGUUUUGCAGUUUGAAGUGUUGAAGAACAAGCUCAUUUUCCAAAGCAGUGGGGAUACGUUAACUGGCUGAGGAAGAAUAAAAAAGAGAGGCGGAUAUAUUCCAACCUAGUUAGUUUUAACCAUCUGCCAUAUGCCAAAUAACUACUGUCCGUCUCCACAAUAGUCACUCGCUCAGUCAGCCCUUAAAUCAGUUUGCCUCAUCCCUGCAGUUAAAUCAGCCAUCCGGGAAAGUACCAAUCCAUGAACCAUAUUGCCAAACAGUCAUCUGGCCGGCCAGUCAAGUAACCAUUCUAUUCAAUUACCUAUUAUGGUAAUUAAUUAGCCAGUAAUCCAGUCAUCAUUCCAGCCAACAAGCCAGUCAAUUGUUCAGUCAGUUACAUGGACAUUUCCUCGCUCAGUCCUACUGUAAGUGUCAGUUUGCCCUCUUUAACCUGUCAGUAUUUAACCUACGCCACUGUGUUUCUGGCCCCAGCAUGGAGGCCGGCUCUAAUUCAUUAACCAUCACAGACUGUGGAGCCGCUCACAGUCUCCUUUGUGUUUCCCUUUAUUUCUUCUAACACAACUCAUUCCUCCCAGUCAGAGGUCAGUAUUAAGAACUUCUUUUGUGCAUUUCUUAAAAUAGUACAUUAACAUAUUAAGGCACGUUUAGACUAAGGAGCAAUUGUUGCCGCCCCGGAGCUACAGUUAGCAUAGUAAGCAGCAACAUCGCCCUGGAAACAAGUAGUCCACACUAUACACUAUAUUUAUAUAUACAUAUAUAAAUUGAUUUUACAGAGCUCUGUUGGUAUUAUAAUCCAUUUGAAUUGCACAUCAGACACUCAGUUCCACCAACAUCAACUCAAACCUCUGCUUAUGCAGUGAGUAAAAUUGUUUUAAACUGCCACUGAUGAAAGUCUAAAACAAUUUUGUGCAUACAUAUCAAGCCCCAUCGUGUCUGCUGUAAUGACUCUGAUAUCAAACAUAUUCUGACACAGACUUAAGUCCGACCAACUGAAUCAUCAUGAAACAUCAUUUUGUUCACAUUUAGCUCUUCAAACAAUCAAAUCCUAUGGCAGCUGCUAAACGCUCUUAUUUUGAAACCACCUUCAGGAAGUGUGAGUGUGUGUGAAGACAGAAGGAGAGAGAGAAUACAUGCACAUAAAUUGUAAUGACUCCUACUAACGCAUUUAUGGCUACUGACCCGGAUACUGUGGAAUAGAUUUAAAGAUGUAUGAUAUGCUGUACAGAGCAGGAUUUCUUUGCAUCUUUUGCUCUUCUUCUUGUUUUUGUUUAAUACAGACAUAUCAAUGGUCUCUUAGCCCCAAUGUCCACUUGGUGCAGACAAUCUGCUGCCAGUCUAGCUGGUGUGCCAAUGUCCACUGGAUCCCUGACCACAUUAUCAAGGUUCAUGCUUCACUGGUCUAUGAAGUGCUACAUUCACCUUUGAAUGUAUGCAAAGCCUAUAUUCAUAUUUAAUGGUGCAUUCAUUGGUUGUUGAAAAAAACAGUAUUGUCUUAUUUGUUUAUGUCAACUCUCAGAUGUAAGCUUUGAAGCAGGAGAAGAAAAGCUACGGUUUUCUUUCUGCUAAUAUAGACUAUUCAGAAAGUACAGAUACAAACAUUACUAAAACCAAACAAAGUAUUUGUUCAUAAAGGAGCUGUGGAUUUGUUUUCAAUAUGCAUGAAAAAAACAAAAGAAACACAGGAACAUGACCCAUCCAGUGGACAUGCGCGGUUAGAAUAUGAUUUCAUAUUGAAAGACUAUGUGCGACCAUAGUUCUUUAAAAAGUUGCACAUGCUCCUCAUAUCCUCAAGAGCAAAAAACUACCACACAUUUCAGACCAAUUGCUUCUCCAUUUUCUGUUUGCAUCUUUUCUAUCUGCACAAUUAAUCGUUCUUCUCAGGUCUUUUUCCAUACAUCCAGCUGUUUUCUGUUUCUUGUGGUAUUAAAGAAACGCCAAGUGUCAGUGGGCCACUCCAGCCUAAAGUUGUACCUAUCACUAGUAAAGUGUUUCCAUAUUUCACUGUGAUCCAUUGCUGUAAACAACAGCCAAGAAGCUAUGCAGUAUCUCCCAGCGGCUGUUGUUUGCCUCCCUCUUGCCGAAAGAAUAAUCCACCUUCACAAAUGAGAGGUAUUCCCUGUGUGUAACUACACAGAGAAGUAAAUUAAGCCAGUUUUAUCAGUGGUCACUGCUUUGAGGACUUAAAUUGCAUUGCAAAAACGUCCCCAUCGCAAAGGUUUAGAAGUGUGUUUAAUUACAUUUUUUAUCUAUAAGCAGUUUGCUUUAUACUUUUGAUAUCUGUGGGCUAACACAUCAAUACCAUCCCAACUGUGAAUGUGUUCAGUGACCUCAUCUAGGUCUAGUGCGACGUCACCACCGCUAACAGUGAUGUCAUUUUUGCAACAUUGCAGCAUUGAGCACCACUGUUAACCACUGUUUUACGCGUUGCGUUGCUGCUUCUUGCAGCAUCACUGUCUCUAUUCGUGGCAAAGUCUUCACCUGGUGCAACGACCAUCUGCUGUGAUGUCACGUUUUUUUAGACAGUGAUGUUGUCACUUUUUGUCCUGCUAUAAGUGCUGUGUGCUUGGACACUUUGGAUUAUCAAACAGACUUCUUAGAAUUGUUGUUUAUUUAACGGCCAUGUCAAUAUCAAUUGUUUGGUUUAUAAAAUGUAGGGGUUUGACACAAGCGACACAAAACUGUUUUUACUUCCAUUAAAUAUUAUAAUUUAUCACCUUUAGUCGGGACAUGGCCUCAUAGAGUGAGUUUUUAUGUUCAGUAUAUCAAAUUCUGCUUCACUGUAAUUAAUGGGUAAUGAAUGUUAUACUUUGCAGUCUGAGUU
Anoplopoma fimbria (sablefish) is the source of this 4272-nucleotide messenger RNA. RefSeq names its product calmodulin-lysine N-methyltransferase (gene camkmt). The record is from RefSeq and is a predicted model, not a curated record. The transcript is spliced from 11 exons. Gene Ontology annotation, molecular function: calmodulin-lysine N-methyltransferase activity. The coding region runs from base 163 to 1146 and encodes 327 amino acids. Lineage: Eukaryota; Metazoa; Chordata; Actinopteri; Perciformes; Anoplopomatidae. Gene Ontology annotation, cellular component: cytoplasm.